GCGCACUCAAAUAUGCACAGAUCACAGGGAAGCAAUACCUCGGAAGGAGCUCACUGGCUCCAUGUCUGAGCUGACCAGUAUCAAUGGGACAAAUAAUUGUCCCAAAUAUAUGAUCUGCUCACUGAUUUCUUUCCCCCUGCUGCUUUAGGAAUUCUUUGGGGGAGAGAGGCGUCUUCUGCCAACUGCAGCGGAUUCAUAACUUUCUGUGACUGUCAUUAUCAUGGGCACCUGCAGCUUUCUUGUGUGCAAACGAAUUUACUUUGGAGAGGUGCUCUUCCAAGGACAACCCUGUGUGGCUAUGAAGGAAGGGUUAGCAAAAGGUAAACCAGAAGAUUAGAAGGGCAGAAGGAACAACAGAGCCGGGCCCAAACUCCAGAACAAACACACAUUCCAGAGCAAGCCAACACUCGGGAGGAAUAACAAGCUGCAUUUUUGUUCAGGGGCAGCCUUGCCAUAAAUAAAGAGAGCUCCAAUCCACAGUGGAAGAAAAAUGACGGGCACAAGAAGACAUGAAAAGGCUGAGUUGGAGAGGAGGUGGAUGGUGCUGAGCGAGGAAGCUACUACAGGUGGAAACAUGGCUGGGGAGGGUUGUGAAUUAAUGGCCAAGCCCUCUGAAAAUAAUGUCUAUCCAGCUGCUGUGCAACUGAGCUGGAAGGAGCUUCACUGGGCAGCCAGAGAUGGGGACACAUACCUGAUAAAGCGGCUCUUGAAGCAAGGGGCAGCCACAGAGAGCAGAGAUGAGAAUGGGUGGACGCCUUUACAUGCUGCGUCGCUGAAUGGCUACACCAUGUUGGUGAAGUUUCUUGUCCAGCGUGGAGCCAUGAUUAAUGCAGGUGACAGUGCUGGCCACACACCCCUGCACCAUGCUGCCUGGAGUGGGCACACUCAAGUGGCAGAGUUCCUCCUGAGUCGAGGUGCCACAGGAACAGCAUCGAGCCACGGAGGCUUGACUCCACUUCACUGUGCAGCAGCCAAUGGGCACAUCCUGAUGACGCAGCUACUGUUACAGCAUGGCGCAGAUCCAGCUGUUGUGGACCAUAACCAGUGGGCUGCCUUGCACUGGGCAACAGCCAACAACCAGUUGCAUAUUAUGGACCUACUCAUUUCCCAACACAGCAGUCCAGGUCUCAGAAGCCAAGGGGGCAUCACACCACUGCAUAUAGCAGCCGAAGUUGGAAAAACUGAAGCACUACAUCUCUUGCUGGAGAAGGGGGCCAGUGUGAAUGUCCAGGACGGCCUGGGAAGGACACCGCUUUCCAUUGCUUCUAACACUGGCAAUCAUGAGAUUGUGGAGCAGCUUCUCAAUGCUCAAGCAGAUGCGAACCUGACCGAUCAUUAUGGGCGCACGCCACUCCACAAAGCCGCAACCGCUGGAUACCUGCUUAUCGUCCAACUCUUGGUGGGAGAAAGUGCUGUGAACAUUAAUGCAAAGGACAGUCUUCAUCUCACUCCACUCCACAGAGCUGCCAGCUGUGGCCACGUUGACAUUGCCAGCUGCCUCCUGGACCAUGGAGCCCAUGUCAAUGCAGUUGGAUGGCUCUGCAAAACCCCUUUGCACCUGGCCUCGGAAAAACGAUGCUUGCCUUUAGUGGGACUUUUGUUGGCAAAAGGUGCAGACUUUACACUGAAGACUCAGUGGCAGGAGACAGCAGAAGAUCUGGUGUCAGAAGCUUCAGGUUUAGGAGUCAUUCCCAGGCAAGCCAUGGCUGGGACACCUCCGUCCCCCAGCGAGAGCACAUCCUCAUUUCCUCACCACUGCCAGUCUAAUAAUGUCUAAGAUGUCCCAUCUUUUAAAACUGAAAUGGGGAAUUGCACGCCUCCAGCUAUUUGAGGACUACAGCUCUCAUCAUCCUUCACCUGUGGCAAUGUUGGCUAGGCCUGAUGGGCAUUGUAGAUAACAAAUAAUAAGAAGGGCCCUCCCUCCAGUCCAUCUGCCCUGGUCCAGGCAUAAGAGGGAGUGAAGACCUGCUGGACUUUCCCCCUUCCCAUUGCCAUUCCCUUCUCCUUUUGGGUCUUGUCUCUUUACAUUGUAAGCCUAAGGGCAGGGAAAUGUCCAAUUAACAAUUUGUAGGCUCUGAUAGCCUUUUGGCUGAAGAGCAGGGUAUAAGUAAAUAAAUAUUAUAUUAUUAUUAUAAUUGGAGGUCAGGUCUCAAGGCACUGGCAGAAAUCUCAUGGAACUGUUGCACAUCCAGACCAGGAGACAUACUCACCAUAGCCUUCAACAUUUAACUGUUGGGGAAGACUGGCAUCCACCAUGGUUUUGGGGCAACUUGGUUAAUGUUGUGUGUUAAAGAAGCCCCCUCCUGUUUCUGUUCUACAAAUCAGUAGUUGUGAAGCAGAAAACAAGCCAAUGCUGCCAGGGACUCGCCUUCCUAUACAGAAUGCCAACACACAUGUGCAGCACAAGUGGAAAGGGUUUAGGAAAGGGAUUUUUUUUUGGGGGGGGGGGGGAGGCUACAAAUCCUAGAAAGCCCUACUUAAGACAGAGGUUGAGAAACAACUAUGGGAGCUAUAGGCUUUCUCUAUGAAACUGGCCCAGCCCUGUGAAAACUGGGAAGACCUAAUUCAAACCUAAUGUUAUAAUCUGUGUUUGUCACUUGUUCUUUUUAAUACAGUCAUCCUUCCAUAUUUGUGGCUUUGAUAUUUGCGGAUUUGAUUAAUAUGUUCUCUCUAGGAAUAUCUAGGUCCUCCAGUGCAACUCUAUGGUCAACUUUAACUAAAAGUUGCACUGAAAGACCUAGAAAUUCCUAGAGAUAAUACUCUAUUAUUAUUAUUAUUAUUAUUAUUCCUUUUUGUAAGGCAUCUUGAGUCCUGGAUCGGGGGAAAGCUUAGGAUGAUGUCCCUGAUGAUGAUAUUAGUAACAAUAUCACCAGAGAGCCAUGGAAACCAGUGAGUGGCCUUAGGCCUGCUGCCAGCUUGCUAGCCUCCCUCACAGGGUUAGUGUUUUGGCACAAAGCCUUGGGGGAAGGAUGCAUGAACCUUCCUCAUGCCUUGGGCCAAGCAAGGCCUUAAAAUAUAACCCCCCAAAGCCCUUUCUCCCCUUAAGAGGGAUGAUGGAGAGGGCUCUUGGGCGGUAGACCGGGGCCCUUCUUGGGGGGGAGCAAUGGGCUUCAAACUGUGCACUUUAAGAGAUUUUGGACUUCAUCUCCCAGAAGCCUCAGCCAUCUUGGCCAACAGCAGGGGAUGCUGGGAGCUGAAGUCC
Molecule: messenger RNA, 3202 nt
Organism: Sceloporus undulatus (fence lizard)
Lineage: Eukaryota; Metazoa; Chordata; Lepidosauria; Squamata; Phrynosomatidae
Gene: ANKRD65
Product: ankyrin repeat domain 65
Exons: 4
Coding region: 491-1777 (428 amino acids)
Biological process (GO): positive regulation of transcription by RNA polymerase II
Cellular component (GO): nucleus; cytoplasm
Molecular function (GO): protein binding; transcription cis-regulatory region binding
Source: RefSeq, a predicted model, not a curated record